AUGGCGAGUUCCACCACCAGCAAUGUUUAUGCCCAUGUCAUCGAGGACGUCAUGAACAAGUGCCGCGAUGAGUUCAUCGACAACGGUGGUCCUGGCGAGAGUGUUCUCAAUGAGCUCCAAGCAUUGUGGGAGUUGAAGAUGAUGCAAGCGGGGGCAAUUGUGGGCCCCAUAGACAGGUCUGCGACACAAAAGGCCGCACCUGGGGGGCCCAUUCCUCCGAAUCCUGUGCAUGACCUCAAUGUUCCCUAUGAAGGCACCGAGGAGUACGAAACUCCCACUGCUGAUUUACUUUUUCCUCCGACGCCAUUGCCAGGGACAGCCCAAACUCCAUUGCCUGGCUCUGCCCAGACUCCGUUGCCUGGGAUGGCCCAGUCUCCUCUCACUGGAAUGUCCGACAGCAGUUCGUUGUAUAACAUUCAUACUGGUGGAACCCCAAUAACCCCAGAUGAGUAUUCAUCUUUGAAUGACAAUGGUGGGAUUCCCAGCACAAAAGCUGGAUCUUCGAGACCUAGCCCCUAUAUGGUAUCUUUUGCAUUAGCUUUUCUUCAUCCUUUUCUUUUUGGGAUGGACAAAACUUUUCUUCAGAAUUUUGAGUUGAGAUAUUUUGUUUCUGAGAUAUUUUUGUCCUCCUAUUCUUUAAAUCUGCAUAGAGGUUUAAACCUGGUUGUUUUAAUAGUUAAUUUUGCAUGA
Fraxinus pennsylvanica is the source of this 690-nucleotide messenger RNA. The record is from the annotation of a GenBank genome assembly. Lineage: Eukaryota; Viridiplantae; Streptophyta; Magnoliopsida; Lamiales; Oleaceae.